Lycium barbarum (goji berry) is the source of this 1056-nucleotide messenger RNA. RefSeq lists its product as uncharacterized. Gene Ontology annotation, molecular function: zinc ion binding; nucleic acid binding. NCBI's taxonomy places the organism in Eukaryota, Viridiplantae, Streptophyta, Magnoliopsida, Solanales, Solanaceae. Bases 1 to 1056 code for a protein of 351 amino acids. The record is from RefSeq and is a predicted model, not a curated record. The transcript has a single exon.
AUGUCGAAUUUGUCGAAGCUUGAGUUUGUGGCACUUGAUAUCUCGGGAAAGAAUUACCUAUCAUGGGUACUUGAUGCUGAAAUUCACCUAGACGCCAAAGGUCUUGGUGCCACUAUUACUCAGGAUAAUACAACAUCAAGUCAGGACAAAGCGAAGGCAAUGAUUUUCCUUCGUCAUCAUCUGAAUGAAGGAUUGAAGGUUGAAUACCUGACAGUGAAAGAUCCACUUGAAUUGUGGACUGGUUUGAAGGAAAGGUAUGACCACAUUAAGGUAACGGUAUUGCCCAGGGCUCGUUAUGAGUGGAUUCACUUACGGUUACAAGAUUUUAAAACUGUAUGUGAUUAUAACUCUGCUGUCUAUAGAAUUACUUCCCAACUGAAAUUAUGUGGGGAUAAUAUAACUGACGAGGAUAUGUUGGAAAAGACUCUUACGACUUUUCAUGCCUCCAAUUUGGUAUUACAACAACAGUACCGUGAAAGGGGUUUUAAAAAGCAUGCUGAUUUGAUAUCAUGUCUUCUUGUGGCUGAGCAGCACAAUACCCUUUUAUUGAAAAAUCAUGAAGCCCGUCCCACUGGAACUGCUCCAUUCCCGGAAGCGAAUGUGGUAGCAACACAUGGCCCAACUGAAAGAAGACAAAAUAAUCGAGGCCAUAAUAAUGAGCGUGGGCGUGGCAGGGGCAAGGGACGAUAUAAUAAUCGUCGUGGUGGUGGUCACCAUAAAAGGGAGAACAAUAUGGGUUAUCAAGGCAAUCCUUCAAGGAACAACUGUCAUCGUUGUGGUUUGAAAGGUCACUGGAAAAAUGAAUGCCGGGCGCCUGAACAUUUUGUCAGGCUUUAUCAAAAUUCCUUCAAAAGAAAGGCAAAUAGAGGUGGUGCCUCUUCUGCUAAUGCCCGGGUGGAGUCACACAUGACUUUUAAAAAUAACGAUGAGGCAGGGCCUUCACGAAAAUAUGAUGAUAAUGUUGAAGCUAAUUUGGCUUUGAAAGAUGAUGAUUUUGAUGGGCUUGAUGAUAUUACUCAUUUGGAAGUUGAAGACUUCUUUGGAGAUCGAAAUUGA